Molecule: messenger RNA, 2291 nt
Organism: Syngnathoides biaculeatus (alligator pipefish)
Lineage: Eukaryota; Metazoa; Chordata; Actinopteri; Syngnathiformes; Syngnathidae
Gene: chgb
Product: chromogranin B
Exons: 9
Coding region: 1-1911 (636 amino acids)
Cellular component (GO): secretory granule
Source: RefSeq, a predicted model, not a curated record
AUGACUCCUCCGCUUUUCCUCUUGCUUGGGUUGGCUUUACUCGCAGGGAAUCAAGCGCUUCCACUCGGGAAGGAGGGCCAAAGAGAAGAUGUGGUGACAAGAUGUUUGGUGGAGGUUCUGUCCAAAGCUCUCUCCCAGCCGGACACACAAAUGGACAAAGAGUGCAAGGAGAUUCUCCGAGCAGGGAUUAAACAUGCGCCGCCAGACAAGAAGAGCAACGAUGUCACCGAUGAAGAGCCCGUCAAAGAUCAUGAAAAGCCUGAGGCCGAGGGCUUGGGUGCACAAGACAUCCAAGAACUUCUGAAGUCAGUGGAACCCAACCAGGAGACCUUGAAGGAUGAACACAAUCAGGAAUCAUGGAGUCUGGAGAAGAGACACCAGGAAAACCAUGGCCAAGAAGAGGAGCAGGAACGGGAGAAGAGAAGCAACUGGAGACCAGGAAGAUUCCACCAGAAGAACCACAAACGCGACGAGGAAUCUUUGGGAGGAGAGUCCAAAGAGGAUGGGGGUGAAGAACGCAGUCAGGAAUCCUGGGCAGAUGAUGAACGCAGCCAGGAGUCUUGGGGUCUCAACGACGACAGGGACAAGAGGAAAUGGAGGGUCGGGAGAUACCAUCAGAGGAGACACAAGAGGGAUGAAGAACUCUCAGAGGACCCGGAUGAAGAACGCAAGGAUCCUGAUGAGGAACGUAGCCAAGAAUCUUGGGAUUUUGAUAUUGACAGAUACAAGAGACACUGGAGACCAGGAAGAUACCAUCAGAGGAGACACAAACGUGAUGAGGAACUCUCAGAGGAAGCCAGAGAGGAACCAGAUGAUGAACGCAGCCAGGAGUCUUGGGAUCUUGACGAUGAGAGGGACAAGAGGAAAUGGAGGGCCGGGAGAUACCAUCAGAGAAGACACAAGCGGGACGAGGAACUCUCAGAGGACCCGGAUGAGGAACGUAGUCAGGAAUCUUGGGAUUUUGACACCGGCAGAUACAAGAGGGACUGGAGACCAGGUAGAUUUCACCAGAGGAGACACAAGAGAGAUGAGGAACUUUCAGAGGAUCCUGAUGAGGAACGUAGCCAAGAAUCUUGGGAUUUUGAUAUUGACAGAUACAAGAGACACUGGAGACCAGGAAGAUACCAUCAGAGGAGACACAAACGUGACGAGGAACUCUCAGAGGAUCCGGAUGAGGAACGUAGCCAAGAAUACUGGGAUUUUGACACAGACAGAUACAAAAGGGAGUGGAGACCAGGAAGAUACCACCAGAGGAGACAGAAGCGGGAUGAGGAACUCCCAGAGGAAGCCAGAGAGGAACAAGAUGAGGACCGUAGCCAGGAAUCAUGGAACUUUGACAUUGGGAGGGAAAAGAAGACCUGGAAGCCUGGGAGAUAUCUCCAAGAGAAGUCUAAGCGUGAUGAGGAACUCUCUGAGGAGAAGAGGGAAGAAUCGGACGGAGACCGUAGUCAGGAGUACUGGAGCUUUGACAAGAGACACAACAAUGAUGACAUAGACUUUGAAAAGCGCAUCUGGAAACAGUCACAUCCGCAAAAUCACCAGAUAUACCGCAAGCCUGGAGGGGAGGAGUUGUCUGAAGAUGAAGACCUGAGGGAUGAUUCUGACAAUUUGGAGGGGAGGAAUGAAGCUCUGAGAUAUCUGACUGACAAGCGAAACCCAUGGAUCUACAGAGGCUACUACCACCCUGCCUGGUUUAAAAGGGACCCAGAGGACCAUGCUGCUCCAAAUAAGAUGGAUGAGGCGGCCAAGCUGCUGAGUCAAAAGAUCGACCAGCUCGCCCACCGGGAGGCAGCAGAGGGAGCCAUGCACCCGAGGGGGCUCACUCCGCACGAGGAGAAAGCACUGGAAAACCUGGCGGCAAUGGAUGCGGAGAUGAAGAACAUCGCUGCCAAAUUGCAGGAUAAAGAAUAAGCUUUGCUUUUGAUGUUUAAAUGGGGGGGGGGGGCACUGUUCAUCAUGUCUGCCAAAUAAAUCUGCGUUAAAAAAAUAAUUUUAAAUCACAACCAUGGAGCCUUGCUUUAAAAAAACGGAAAAAAAAAAACGUGACUGUUAUUAUUGUAUUUGUGCUAUUUUGAUGUGACAUGAACGUGAGCAUGAGAAUGUUUUUUUGAUGUUUACACAUAGAGAUGCUCCAAUAUUGACUGAUGUCAUUUGUCUUUUCAAGUGUUCGUGCUAAAUAAAAGUUAUUCUGGGACCAAACACACUCUCUUUGUCCAGUAAGUUCAACACAUUUCCCCACUAAAAUAAUUACAGUUCCAUUAUAUUGUUGGACCCAACCAGAAUGGAGCAUU